AUGACUCUGACUUGCAUGCAGACAAUUAAGCUAUUGUUAUCAUACAAAACUGGUACUGUGCCAGAAAACUCGACCUUGUAUAGUCCAUCUUUAUCACUUGAGGCAGACAUAGCCGCAGAGGUUGGGAUCACUUCAACUAUGGCCUACCAACUACAAGCUCUUGGGUCAUUCCGACCAUCCAAAUCGAUACCACGACCUGCGUCAUGUCUGAUCACUUUUAAAGAUUUGAUGCUUAUUAUCGAUACCAACCCAGGCGGAUUGAUGGCAGGCAGUUGGGAUGUCGAUCAAGUCGGCAGUCAGGACAAGUAUUGCCAGGAUGUCACUGGCUCCUCUGAAGCUCGAGGUUACGUCCUGUCGCAGGGUUCGGCAUUUGGAGACUCUGCUGUUUGGCAAAUGGAUUCUGAAUGGCGUCUACAUAUUUUGGUGAUAUAG
This is a messenger RNA of Guyanagaster necrorhizus, 432 nucleotides long. RefSeq lists its product as uncharacterized. The record is from RefSeq and is a predicted model, not a curated record. The transcript has 4 exons. NCBI's taxonomy places the organism in Eukaryota, Fungi, Basidiomycota, Agaricomycetes, Agaricales, Physalacriaceae. Bases 1 to 432 code for a protein of 143 amino acids.